AUGUUGACUUACUGCGAUGAGGCGUUCAAGAGGAAAGAGCAUCUCGACCGCCAUCUUCGACGUCAUCUGGGCUCGAAACCUUUCCAAUGCUCGGUUUGCCCGAAAGCCUUCUCUCGGAAAGACGUCCUCAAUCGACACCUUACAACUCAUGAGUUGAGCUCCGCGAAUCCUUCGUCACCAAGGCGACCCGGCAAGAAACCGCAAGCGUGCUUUUCAUGUUCAAAGGCAAAACAGCGUUGCUCAAAAGGAAAGCCUUGUCGCUUAUGCGCAAGCAAGGGCAUCAGCUGCCGUUACCCGGCCGAUGGAGGUGCCUCCGAUGGGGUAGCGACCCCCGGCGGCCAGUCCGACGGUUCCGAAAGACCGGCAUUUGACGCCGGGGAACAACGCACUUUGCCCGAUGCAUCUUCCUCUGCAACGGCCACAAUGCCGACAGACGACCAAUACGAACGCCUCGUACCUGCUGCAGAAACCCUUGUAACUCUAAACGAGCCUGGGACGAAUACCAACGCCGAAGUCAACCCGAUGCCAAGCUAUGGAACGGCAGCGUCUCCAGUUAGACAGCCAAUCAACGUCGUAUCUGAGUCCGAACCUUUCUCCACAUCUAUAAAUCCCAUCGGGGUCGAAAGUACGCAUGCCUUGAACUCGGCAUUUGUCUCCUUCAACCAGUCUUUCCUAUGGUCUUUCAACCAAGACCUCUGGGGUCACGAGCUCCCUGGACCCGUGCAAUCGUCUGCAGAGGAUAACAGCGGAGCAUUCAUUCAGGAAGAUCAAUCAGCAGUCGCCGUACAUCUUGAUCCAGCCUUCGUUUCCACCCAAAGCGCACAGUCUUGUGCUUUUUGCGAGGAUUGUCCCUCGUUCCCAUCACUGGAACCGAAUGAUGAGGAAGUUAUACUUGCAGAGGACUUUUGCCAUGUUAGUAAGAUCAAUGGUCACGAAAAGUUGGUGAAUUUCUUUCAGGAACAGAAGCCACCCGGCGACAGACGGUUUCCCGAGGCGAGAGUGAUUCACACAUUCGUUCAGCUCUACUACGAGUACUUUGAUCACCAGUUUCCCUGCAUUCACCCAACGGUGCUCGCGAAUGGCGACGAGUCGUGGGUCUCUCUUCUCGCCGUUGCAGCCGUCGGCUCACAGUACUCCUCCAUCUCAAACUCUGAGCAGUACCAUAAAGGAUUACAGGAGCUUCUUCAUCGAGCGGUGGCGGUCUACAAACCGGAGCCAUACCGAAGCCCAAGUUUACAAAUAGUCCAGAGCACGCUUCUCAGCUUGGUGUGCCUGCAGUUCUCGGGAUCUCAACGGAGGUCCAUGAGAGCGGAAUGGCGAAGGAGCCAAUUGAUAUCCUUGUGUCGCUUCGUGGUCAGCCUUCGGCGCAGGGGGUCCAACGAACCGAACCCCGCCCCCGACCACGAACAAGACUGGAGCGGCUGGCUUGCCGCCGAGUCACGGGUUCGACUGGUUCAUUGUCUCUACAAACUAGAAUGCCUCCAGCUUACUUUCUUGAGCCUGCCGCCGAUUUACAAGCUUCAUGAACUCACCGAUAGAUUCCCUGCACAUGAAAACGUCUGGGGAUGUCGAGACUCCGAAAGCUGGCGAGAGAAGAGUCAGUCUCCAGAAGUGAGGGCAGCAUGUCACAUCGAAUUAGACCUCUCAAACAAGCAUGAAGCAAUCGCGAAAAUGGGAUCAUUCGCUCGACAAAUGCACAUGCUUAGCCUCUACACAGAGGAAACGGUUCUACACUACCAGCUGUUGUCUCCUCUGUGGAAGACACUAAUAACAGGGAUGUCCAACCCAGUGGAUACCCAGACAAACAUCAACACCUUGCUCACAAACGCCGCGACAUCUGUGAAUGAUGCGUUCCAGACAUUAUGGGAGAGAUCCAGCUCGAAACCGGAAUCACCAGAGACCUGUGCAAUGCUCACGUACUAUCAUGUCCUGUCCAUCCUGCGGCACGUGCCGCUUCGAAAGCUCUACGAGUUCUCCGGAUGGCAGGUCACAGAUCCCCAAAUUGAAGCGGCGCGAGAUUAUCUACAGAAAUGGAUGCGAAACAAGCCCUCUGAGGCUCGGAGAUGUUUCUGGCAUGCGGCAGCGGUCUUCAGGAUCCUUAGAAACAAGACACACUUUGCAUGCGACAGCCCUUUUUGCCAUUUGGUGGUCACUAUUUACAUCGGGGCCUUUGAUCAGUUUGCGCAACUCAAAGAAGGCAUGUCGCCUGAUGAUGCGACCACUUUUGUUGGGGUAGAUCGACCAACGAGAGUUGAUCUCCUGCAAGAUAAAGAAGAAAUUGAGGCGUGGCUGGAGAGUGGAAGCUCGAGUGUUCAUAUCACGGGCGUAGGGGUUCUGAAGAGCACCAAGAGUAGCGCUCGGUUGAUCUCCGAGUGUCGGAGGAUUCUUUUGUCUGCCAGUGGCUGGCCAUCGUUGUGUCGUUUCCAGGCUGGGGCUUGGGAACGGGUUUCUGCGGGUAGUCGGCCUCACGACUGGAGUGAAGCGUAA
This is a messenger RNA of Colletotrichum destructivum, 2487 nucleotides long. RefSeq lists its product as uncharacterized. The coding region runs from base 1 to 2487 and encodes 828 amino acids. Gene Ontology annotation, molecular function: DNA-binding transcription factor activity, RNA polymerase II-specific; zinc ion binding; DNA binding. The transcript is spliced from 5 exons. The record is from RefSeq and is a predicted model, not a curated record. Gene Ontology annotation, biological process: DNA-templated transcription; regulation of DNA-templated transcription. NCBI's taxonomy places the organism in Eukaryota, Fungi, Ascomycota, Sordariomycetes, Glomerellales, Glomerellaceae.